Messenger RNA from Ailuropoda melanoleuca (giant panda), 468 nucleotides. Its product is annotated as 60S ribosomal protein L19-like. The transcript has a single exon. Gene Ontology annotation, cellular component: ribosome; cytosolic large ribosomal subunit. The annotation marks the transcript as partial. Lineage: Eukaryota; Metazoa; Chordata; Mammalia; Carnivora; Ursidae. Gene Ontology annotation, biological process: translation. Gene Ontology annotation, molecular function: structural constituent of ribosome; RNA binding. The record is from RefSeq and is a predicted model, not a curated record.
AGAAAACUUAUAAAAGAUGGUCUGAUUAUCCGCAAACCAGUGACUGUUCACUCAAGAGCUCGAUGCCGGAAAAAUACUUUGGCUCGUCGAAAGGGGAGGCAUAUGGGCAUUGGAAAGAGAAAGGGUACAGCCAAUGCUCGUAUGCCAGAAAAAGUUACUUGGAUGAGAAGGAUGAGAAUUUUGAGACGUCUGCUACGUAGGUACAGGGAGUCCAAGAAGAUUGAUAGGCACAUGUACCAUAGCUUGUACUUGAAGGUUAAGGGUAAUGUGUUCAAGAACAAGCGGAUCUUGAUGGAGCACAUCCAUAAGCUGAAGGCAGAUAAGGCUCGCAAGAAGCUUCUGGCUGAUCAGGCUGAAGCCCGCAGGUCUAAGACCAAGGAGGCGCGUAAGCGCCGUGAAGAACGCCUCCAAGCAAAGAAGGAGGAAAUUAUCAAGACUUUAUCUAAGGAAGAAGAAACUAAGAAAUAA